This is a messenger RNA of Punctularia strigosozonata HHB-11173 SS5, 414 nucleotides long. RefSeq lists its product as uncharacterized. The annotation marks the transcript as partial. The record is from RefSeq and is a predicted model, not a curated record. The transcript has a single exon. Lineage: Eukaryota; Fungi; Basidiomycota; Agaricomycetes; Corticiales; Punctulariaceae.
CUGGGGGAGAACAACUACAACACCUGGAUGCCCGAGAUGAGGGCCUACCUGGCGGAGCAGAAGGUCUGGUUCAUCGUCUCUGGCGAGGAUUCGAGGGAUAAGGCUGCGGCGGCAGCAGGAGCCAUCUAUAGGGCGCUGGAGCCGGGUCAGAGGGUGCAUGUGGUGGGGAUUGAGAUGGAUCCGGUGAAGAUGUGGGCGAAGUUGGCCGAGGUCCACCUCCAGAAGGUGUCUGGUGCGCGUUUCAACGCCCUGGACGCCCUCCUCGCCGUUAGAAAGGGUGCUGACGAGUCCCUCCCCUCCCUCAUCGCUCGAGUCGACUCUCUGCACCAAGAACUCAAGGCCCUAUGUCCAGAACGCUACAGCAUCGCCGACCUCGACGACGACCUCGCCGCCAUGUCCAUGCUCCGCUCCCUG